ACAUGCUCAAAUAAUCAGUGGCAAUGCGAUUCGAAUGUUUGUUUAAUUCAAGAAAAUCUUCUUCAUCAAGUUCAAACGGGUCGGUACUCUUGUUUUCAUUUUGUUUAUUCCACAUCAAUUUUCAGUUGGACAGCCAGAAAUUAUUCACAAUAUUGGGGCCGAACAUUGGAAGAUGGAGUCCGAUAUAGAUUAGGUACUUUGUUUCCCGAAAAAAGCGUCCAGAACAUGAAUGAAAUAUUAAUUAAACCAAAAGAAUUACCAUUGAGAUUCGAUUCAAGAGAGAAAUGGCCACUUUACAUCCAUGGUAUAAGAGAUCAAGGAGACUGCGCCAGUUCUUGGGCUAUGUCAACAACUGCAACAUCAUCUGAUCGUUUAUCAAUUAUUUCUGAUGGUAAAAUUGACGUAGUUCUUUCUGCACAACAGUUAUUGUCGUGUAAUCAAAAUCGACAACGUGGGUGUGAGGGUGGCUAUCUUGAUCGAGCAUGGUGGUAUAUGAGAAAGUUUGGAAUUUUAACUGACGAAUGCUAUCCUUAUGUUAGCGGCUCGACUCGAAAACCUGACGAAUGCCGAACAGUUAAAUCGGAAUACCAAAUCGAUAUGCCCAUAGUUUGCCCGAAUUCAUCAAUAAAACCAUUACUGUAUAAAAUGACACCUCCAUAUAGGAUAGCCAGUCGUGAACAAGAUAUUAUGACAGAAAUCAUUACAAACGGACCAGUUCAAGCUACUUUCUUAGUUUAUGAAGAUUUUUUCAUGUACAGGGAUAUUUUCAACUUCAGCGGUGGUGUUUAUCAAAAAAUGGAUUUAAGCAAACAAGGCAAUCAUUACACAAGUCAAGGAUAUCAUUCAGUGCGACUGUUAGGGUGGGGAGAAGAUGAUUUAACUGGAAGACCUGUAAAAUACUGGAUAGCAGCAAAUUCAUGGGGAACCAAUUGGGGCGAAGAUGGAUAUUUUCGAAUUUUGCGCGGAGAAAAUCACUGUGAAAUCGAAUCGUUCGUUAUAGGAGCAUGGGGCAAAGGAGGUAAAAAAAGGAGGCGAUUCAAGAUCCGUAAAUUACGAAGAAGGCUUCAAAAAUUUUAA
Dracunculus medinensis (Guinea worm) is the source of this 1077-nucleotide messenger RNA. NCBI's taxonomy places the organism in Eukaryota, Metazoa, Nematoda, Chromadorea, Rhabditida, Dracunculidae. The record is from the annotation of a GenBank genome assembly.